Messenger RNA from Corythoichthys intestinalis (scribbled pipefish), 3961 nucleotides. RefSeq names its product UDP-Gal:betaGlcNAc beta 1,4- galactosyltransferase, polypeptide 3 (gene b4galt3). The record is from RefSeq and is a predicted model, not a curated record. NCBI's taxonomy places the organism in Eukaryota, Metazoa, Chordata, Actinopteri, Syngnathiformes, Syngnathidae. The transcript has 6 exons. The coding region runs from base 645 to 1880 and encodes 411 amino acids. Gene Ontology annotation, molecular function: galactosyltransferase activity. Gene Ontology annotation, biological process: galactosylceramide biosynthetic process; carbohydrate metabolic process. Gene Ontology annotation, cellular component: Golgi apparatus.
GCUGACUAAAUACUUAUUGGCCCCAAUUUACAAUGGCUUCUUCCAUAGCUAAGGCCAGGGCCGUUUCUGACCAAUUUGGUACCCUAGGCAACAAAGACGAGAGACUAGAGUGUGUGGUGAAAUCAUCGCAUCACAAGAAACAGUGAAAUGGGCAGAAGGCACACUAGAAAAAUGAUUUCAUUAUUAUUUAGCAACUUAUUACAAUAUGUUUUGUUGUUCUUUUGUUAAAUUGUCUUGUAUAAUUUUUUGAAUACUGCUAUCAUUAUUUGAACAUUUUUCUUGAUGCCCUUUUGGUUGCUGCGGCUCCCCUAGGCAUUUGCCUAGCUUGCCUUAUAGACAGCACGGACCUGGCUAAGGCAGCCAAAAUACAGAAAUACAGGAAAUCACUGUUGGUGAAAUUAGUCCUCUGUGUGUGUUUUCUUAGUGGGGAAUGGAGGUGAUGGCAGUCCAGACUGAGCUUCACCACGACUGCCAUCUGUCCCUGAUGACAGUCACCCUCCUCAUGUACGUCUGAGCCUUCCCCCCUCGCACUGUCCAUCCACCUUGUCCUCUUCCUUUCCUUUCCUUUCCUUUCCUUUCCUUGCUCCACUUCCACUCUUUAACUGUACCUAUCCCGCUUCAUUGUGGAAUCAGCACCUUUCAUUAUGGCAUGGUGCGGACGCUCUUUGAACUCCUAUUGCACACUUGCCUUGCUGCUGGGCUUCCAGUUUGCCUUUGUGCUCUACUUCUCCCUCGGGGGCUUCAAAGGCUUGGUGUCUGUCCUAGUUCACAACACAGAGCCAAAAUUUGAUUACUCACGACCCCACGACGUCUACACCAACCUCAGUCAUCUCCGAGCCCCACCUGCCCAGCCUCAGAACUCUGGCACUGGAUCCCCCGUGACAGGACCACCGCUGACAGAUUGCCAGGUUGUGUCCCCUCUGCUGGUGGGGCCAGUGUCUGUCAGACUUUACUCACCACUGACUUUAGAAGAGAUCAAAACAAGGAACCCCUUGGUGUUGCCAGGCGGACGCUACCGUCCGCCGGACUGUGAACCUCGGCACCACACUGCCAUCGUAGUACCAUACCGGAACCGGCAAUCACACCUUCAUGCUUUCCUCUACCACCUCCAUCCUUUCCUGCAGAGGCAACAGAUCCACUACAGUAUCUACAUAGUGCAGCAGUGGGGAAAUGGUACUUUCAACCGAGCCAAACUGCUGAAUGUUGGAGUGCGGGAAGCUCUCCGAGAUGAAGACUGGAACUGCAUCAUCCUCCAUGAUGUUGACCUGCUUCCAGAGAAUGACCAUAAUACCUACACUUGCCACGAGCAGUUUCCAACACACAUGUCUGUGGCCAUGGACAAGUUUAGAUACAGGUUGCCGUACUCACAAUAUUUUGGUGGGGUUUCUGCACUGACUCCAGACCAGUAUAUGAAGAUGAACGGCUUCCCUAACCAGUAUUGGGGAUGGGGAGGAGAGGAUGACGAUAUUUGGGCAAGAGUGCGUCUGUCUGGGAUGAAGAUUGUACGCCCCCCAGUGGCCAUUGGUCAUUACAAAAUGAUCAAGCAUAUAGGAGACCGAGGGAAUGAGGAAAAUCCACGCAGAUUUGACCUCCUGAGAAAGACCAGAUUCACCUGGCGCUCUGACGGCCUCAACUCAUUGACUUACGAACUACUGUCCAAAGAACAAGAACCUCUCUAUACUAACCUCACUGUCAACAUUGGAGAAGAUCCUUGUCACCUUCAGGGGAAAAUGGCAAACUCACAGGGACAAAGAGGCCAGCAAAGCAAAGAAAGUGUCAGUGUGACAAGACAUGAUGGCAUGAAGACAAUAGCUCCUCAGACAAAUGCCGCUAAUCAAAUGAUACAAGAGAAAAUGAAUGUGCAUGCAUCUCACCUGUAGCACAGAAUGGCUUUCUUUUUUUAAUUUUAAAAUGUAGGUAUGCUUGCAGGUUUUGGAUGCUACCUGGUUUUCCUUUUUUUUUUUUUUUUUUUUUUGAAGAACUGAACUGGAUCAAACAAGUGACAUCUACCGUGAGAGUAAAUUACCUAGCUGCUAACCUGCAACAUCAUUCGGCGUGCUGUGAAUAAACUUGUGCCUUCUCUUUUUAAGCACUUUUAUAAACUACUACCGACCUGAGAUUUAUUUGACCUCUCCUGCCUUGUGGUAAAUGCUAGAAAGCAGGGAGACAAUGUGGAGAACAACAUAAUGGUCCAGAAUUGUUUUAUAUCAGUGUGUAUCAAGUUACUAGAGAUUAUAUUUAUAUAGAGAAAACUCUUUAUUUGUUUACAGGUUUAUAUUUUAUUUUUUGUUUGGUGGUGCCUCUUUUGAGUUUUUAGACAAUCAAACCACAUAGGAGGAACAGAAGUCUAUAACUCUGUAGGUAAUAGCUGCCAUGGCUGUCAAAUAAUCAUCUCCUUGGCAUGAUGCUGUAUUUGUUGUUGAUUAUACUCCUAUUACAUGCAGUAAGGCUUCUUGAUAUUGUGGCGUUGUUCAUUUACCAGGUAUAGAAAAAGCAACCUUGCAAAUAAUAUUAAAGACACAUCUAGUUACCUAGUCUCCAUAGUGUCAGAAUGUGGUCAGUAUCCAAAGUGGCAAUAGGGGCAAAUAAUCACUGUGUAUAGACUCAGAUGAAAAGCAUAUCCUUAGAAGGCAUAUCUGUUUAUUAUGGAUUACCAGAAACAUCUAGUUGCAGGGUUUUUUCCAAAUCUCGUUGAUUUAAUUUGUUAUUACAUGGAAAAAGUUUAAGAGGAACAAAUCAUAAUACUCAGAGGAUGUUAUUUAUUUUCAAAUUCAGCCCUCUUGAAUGUAUCCGCAUCUGAAGAAGAGACCUGUAUAUGUGUGUUUGUGAGGGCGUGCUUCAAAUAAUUAUUUUGUUGUAUCUUGCUGCUCUGUAUCAUGGUGAAAUGUUUAAAGACGACAUUUGAAAUAUGGUUUUAUUUAUGUGUUGCAAUUACCAUUAUACUGUAUGUAUUGCAGAUACUGAUUUGGAAUAUAUUUAAAUGUACAGGUUUUUUGUCGCUCAUGCGCUAAACAGCUUAAGGAUGUACUAUGUCCAUCUCUCAUUGUGCCUCUUGUCCAUGGCUCUCAUUGUACUAAAUUCACAAUAUCGAAAGGCACGCUGAUGGUUUUAGAAUUUGAGCUCUUCAAGUGGCAGAAGGCGGAAUGGAAUGAAUGAAGCUGCUGUGUGUGUGACACGAAUGUUAAGUAUUUGUGUCCACCAUUCACCAAAUUCAACCAAUCAAAUGUGUGUAUUGCUCUGCGUACAGGUUUUCUCAUUUGAAUCGCAUGAUAGAUCCAGCGAUCUUAAAGCUAUACACUUUCAUUCUCCUGUCUGGUUCACUCAAAAAAUACAUGCUGGAUUUUAGUUAAUCAGUGCAUGUGGAUCUCUAGAAAUAUAUUUAUCGAAUGAGAAAGAGUAUUUAAAAAUAAUUUUAUACAAUUGUCCUGCCUGAGUAAAAAUAAAUAUAUGUAUAAGGCAUUGUGUCAGCUUUUAGCACCAUUUAGUGACAAAUUAUUCAUACAAUCCUUUUUAAUAUAGGAUGUUAUGCCAGCUCUGCAGAAUUAACUGCUAAUUUUUAAAAUAAAUAAAAAAUUGGGAUCGUUUUAUAUUUUGCUUACUGAUUUUUUUUCUUCAUUUAGUUACCUUGCUGUGCUCAUAAGCCAUAACAUAAGCUACACCUGCAAUGUCAAAAUCCAUAUUGAUGGAUUUUGUAAGAGGCUUGGAUUGAAAUGUUCAUUUUUGUGGUUAAUUUGCAAUGUACACCUGCACUGCAUCAACCUGAGAUCUGUUAUUUUACUUUUGUUUGGCUACAUGUAAAAUAUCAAAUAUAGUAUGUUGGGUUGGUUAGCUGUAGACUUUGUACAUACAACCACAAUAAUUCAUAAUUUGUUAAAUCAACAUACUUUCUCUGACAUUGAUGUGACAGCAUUAUUAUCCUUGUAAAAGCUGUUUUAUGCAGCUCUUAAAUAUACACUGCCGA